UCAUUCUCAGCAUUACUUUUUCUUUCUUCGUUUUAGUUCCAAAAUGAAUUCUAUUUUAGCUGCAAAGCUACGCAGCCAGGCAUCGGAAAGCUCACUCCAAGUCUCUAUUUCCUCUACAACCUCUCCAUCCAUCGUGGUUCUACUAAUUUUUGAGAAUGGUGAGAGUUGGUGGGAUCGCAGUUUGUCUUUUGAUUGUCAUCAUGGACAUUGUUGCAGGCAUACUUGGCAUUGAAGCUGAGAUUGCACAAAGCAAGGGAAGGAACUUGAGAGUGCUGAUCUUCGAGUGUAAGGAGCCAGUUCAUCAGGCCUACAAACUUGGGCUCGCCGCUGCCGUGAUCCUGGCAGCUGCUCAUGUGAUUGGCAACCUUCUUGGUGGGUGUACCUGCAUCUGCUCGAAGGAAGACUUUCAGCGUUCCUCAGCUAACCGGCAAAUGGCUGCAGCCACUCUUGUAGUCUCAUGGGUCAUAGUUUUGGUCGGAUUCUCACUGCUGAUGAUUGGGGCCAUGUCAAACUCCAAAUCGAAAGCCACUUGCGGGUUCGGGCACCGCCAUUUUCUUUCCAUUGGAGGGAUCCUCUGCUUUAUUCAUGGAUUAUUCGCUAUCGCCUACUAUACCUCAGCUGUUGCAUCAUGGGAUGAGGGAAAUUUCAUGAGAAGACCACAGCAGUCCCAUCCCUAGAACAAAUCUCGAAGUUCUUAUUGAUUUAUAAAUUAAAGUGAGACAUGGAUCGUUUGGGUGUGAAAAUUUUACUUUCUGGCGUGUAGUGUGUUUUUUUUAUUUUUAAUUUUUUUUGU
This is a messenger RNA of Phalaenopsis equestris, 793 nucleotides long. RefSeq lists its product as uncharacterized. The transcript is spliced from 3 exons. NCBI's taxonomy places the organism in Eukaryota, Viridiplantae, Streptophyta, Magnoliopsida, Asparagales, Orchidaceae. The coding region runs from base 156 to 677 and encodes 173 amino acids. The record is from RefSeq and is a predicted model, not a curated record.